Messenger RNA from Nerophis lumbriciformis (worm pipefish), 1610 nucleotides. RefSeq names its product clavesin-1-like. The record is from RefSeq and is a predicted model, not a curated record. Gene Ontology annotation, cellular component: trans-Golgi network; endosome; clathrin-coated vesicle. Lineage: Eukaryota; Metazoa; Chordata; Actinopteri; Syngnathiformes; Syngnathidae. Gene Ontology annotation, biological process: lysosome organization. Gene Ontology annotation, molecular function: phosphatidylinositol bisphosphate binding.
GACAGCAACGGAGCAUCCUGACGUCUUUCUCGACACAUCGCGGUCAUCGUGCGUCCUCGUCCACGAUAAAAUGUUCUCCCGAGUCGUACAAAGAAGACAUUAAAUCAUUUUUAACUUCCAUCUUUUAGUUUUGUGUCCAGCUUGUUGAUUUGGACGGAUAUUCUUAUGCGUGUAAUCCUGAUGGCCGACACCGUCCUCAGCAUCAGGACCAGCACAGGAGGGCCGGAGAGGCAGGGACGCGCUGGACUCCAGCAACACACCUAGCAGGUGGCUUCAGCGAGUCCCCACGUUUGACCACGUUGCCUUCACUGACCUUUGGCAUUCCUUCAACGCACCAGCAAGAGUUCCCCAAUUUGCAUAUCCUUGUCAAGCUGUUGAAAUGUCCGGUGCCGGACGCCGUGACGGAGCACCACAGGUGGGCCCGGCGCUCUGCACUCGCUAGAAGCCUGCCUUGAUUGAACAAGACGUGAAAUGACGAUUGCCAAGUUGGUGAGGAGCGACACGACUUGUCUCAGUGGACUGUGACCAGGCGGACAUCUUUUGUGGGCAAGAACAAGGUGCAAGAUGUCUCAGCACCACACGGGCCUCAGCUCCGACACCACGGAGAAGGCUCGCUUAGAACUGAACGAGAACCCGGACACGCUGCACCAGGACAUCCAGCAGGUGCGGGACAUGAUUGUGACUCGACCCGACAUCGGCUUCCUGCGAACGGACGACGAUUUCAUCCUGCGCUUUCUGAGAGCCAGGAAGUUCGACCAGGUGGAGACGUUCCGCCUGCUGGCUCAGUAUUUCCAGUUCCGACAGCAGAACCUGGACAUGUUCCAGAGCUUCAAGGUGGACGACCCGGGCAUCAAGCGAGCGUUGAUGGACGGCUUUCCGGGCGUGCUGGAGAUUCCGGACCAACACGGGCGAAAGAUACUCAUUCUGUUCGCUUCCAACUGGGACCAGAGCAGGAACUCCUUCACGGACAUCUUGCGAGCCAUCCUGCUCUCCCUGGAAGUCCUGAUCGAGAAGCCGGAGCUCCAGAUCAACGGCUUCAUCCUCAUCAUCGACUGGAGCAACUUCUCCUUCAAGCAAGCCUCCAAGCUCACGCCAAACAUCCUCAAACUGGCCAUCGAGGGCCUGCAGGACAGCUUUCCCGCUCGCUUCGGAGGGAUCCAUUUUGUCAACCAACCGUGGUACAUCCACGCCAUGUACACCAUCAUCAAGCCCUUCCUCAAAGACAAGACCAGGAAGCGGAUCUUUCUCCACGGCAACAACCUCAACUCGCUCCACCAGCUCAUCCAGCCCGAGUGCUUGCCAUCCGAGUUUGGCGGGACGCUGCCGCCGUACGACAUGGGCAUGUGGGCCAGGACCCUACUGGGACCGGACUACAUGGACGAGACCGAGUACACGUUGACGUACGACGCCCUGCACGUCAGGGAGAACUGCGGGGCCGGGGGGGACAAGGAGGCCAUGAAGAGGUCUCAGUCGGUGGUCAGUCCUGCAACUCUGCGACAGACGGACCGAGAGACCAGCACUCCACUCUUGGCCCUGGACUGAACACACACACGCACGCACAUAUGUCCUGUCCACCUGAACUUUUUGACUUCCUGUUUCUGAGCCUGCUG